This is a messenger RNA of Pollicipes pollicipes, 2996 nucleotides long. It is a transcript of the gene Uba2, whose product is annotated as Ubiquitin-like activating enzyme 2. Gene Ontology annotation, molecular function: SUMO activating enzyme activity. Gene Ontology annotation, cellular component: SUMO activating enzyme complex; cytoplasm. Gene Ontology annotation, biological process: protein sumoylation. Lineage: Eukaryota; Metazoa; Arthropoda; Thecostraca; Pollicipedomorpha; Pollicipedidae. The record is from RefSeq and is a predicted model, not a curated record.
UGGGGGAAGCCGGGAGGAUUCGCCGGCGGGACGGUCUGCGGUUUGCAAUGAGAGAAAUAAUUUAUUUGCAUGACAAGUGGCACGUUUAGAUUCAGAAGAUAACAGAUCAGUCCACCUUGAAGAAUUCGUGACAGAAUAUGGCACGUCCUGUUGAUAUAUUGCCAGAAAAUCUGAGGAAGUCGGUGACGGAAGCAAAACUCUUGCUUGUUGGAGCCGGAGGCAUUGGUUGUGAGGUGUUGAAGAACCUUGUUCUUUCUGGAUUCCAGACAGUGGAAGUGAUUGACCUGGACACAAUUGAUGUGAGCAACCUGAAUCGGCAGUUCCUGUUCCAGCGACAGCAUGUUGGCAAGCCCAAGAGCAAGGUGGCCUGUGAAGCCGCCCUGGGCUUCAAUCCCAGUGUGUCGCUCAAGGCACACCAUGACAGCAUCAUGAAGCCCGAGUACGGGGUGAACUUCUUCAAGGGCUUCACGCUGGUGCUGAACGCGCUCGACAACCGGGCGGCACGCAGUCACGUGAACCGUCUGUGCCUGGCGGCGCAGGUGCCGCUGGUGGAGAGCGGCACGGCCGGCUACCUCGGCCAGGUCACGGUGAUCAAGAGGGGCGCCACCGAGUGCUACGAGUGCCAGCCAAAGCCGGCGCAGAAGACGUUCCCCGGCUGCACCAUCCGCAACACGCCCUCCGAGCCCAUUCACUGUAUCGUCUGGGCCAAGCACCUCUUCAAUCAGCUGUUCGGCGAGGCCGACCCGGACGAGGACGUCUCUCCGGACACGGCCGACCCUGAGCUGGCAGGCGAGGCGGCAGCGACCGCCGCCCUCUCGGAGCCGGCCCGCGCCGACGGGAACGUGGAGCGGGUCUCCACGCGCGCCUGGGCCGCCCAGAGCGACUACGAGCCGCGCAAGCUGUUCCGCAAGCUCUUCCACGACGACAUCCAGUACCUGCUGACCAUGGACAAGCUGUGGACCAAGCGUCGACCGCCCACGCCGCUCGUCUGGGACACGCUGCCAGAUGCCGUGGCCGGCAGCAGCAGCGGCAGCGGCGGCGGCGCCGACAGCGGUCUGGCCGACCAGCGGCUGUGGGCGCCGGCCGAGUGCGCGGCCGUGCUGCAGCGGUCCGUGGCCAGCCUGCGCCUCCAGCUGCGUCAGCGGCCUGACGGCGGCCACCUGCUCUGGGACAAGGACGACGCCGACGCCAUGGACUUCGUGGCCGCCUGCGCCAACCUGCGCGCCCACUGCUUCGGCAUCGCCCUCAACACGCGCUUCACAAUCAAAUCAAUGGCCGGCAACAUAAUACCGGCCAUCGCCACCACCAACGCCAUCAUCGCCGCCAUGGUCGUGUUCGAGGCCUACAAACUGCUCGAGGACAGGUUCAAGGAGUGCAAAACGGUGUACCUGAACCGGCAGCCAAACGCCCGCCGCCGACUACUGGUGCCCUGCGAGCUGGUCAAGCCAAACCCCAAGUGUUACGUCUGCGCCGAGAAGCCAGAGGUGUCGGUGCGGCUGGACGUGACGCAGAUGACGGCGCGCGCGCUGGAGGAGCGCGUGCUGAAGGCGGCGCUGAGCAUGGUGGCGCCGGACGCCGAGCUGCUGGACGGGCGCGGUACGAUCCUGCUCUCCUCGGAGGCCGGCGAGACGGACGCCACCGCCGGCCGCACGCUGGCGGAGCUGGGCGUCGCGGACGGCGCGCGGCUCCGCUGCGACGACUUCCUGCAGAACUACGAGCUCAUCGUCAACGUCGUGCACUGUACUGACCUGGAGGAGGGGCAGGAGUUCGAGGUGGUGGGCGACCCGGACCAGCUGCGGCCGAGCGACGCCGCCGAGCCGGCGCCCUCCGCCUCCACCUCCGCCUCAGCCAACGGCGGCAGCGGCGGCGCAGGUCUGCCGGCCGAGCAGGUCGACGACGACGACGACCUGGUGUGUCUCUCCAAUGACGAGGAGGAGGAGGAGGAUGGGCGCCUGGCCGACGGCAAACGGUCGGCGUCCUCAGACCUGGCCACGCCGCCGGCCAAGAAGCGGCGGGCGCUCGAGGGCAGCCCCGACCCGGCCGAACCGGACGUCAUCGAGCUGUAGACGCUGCACGGCUGGACGCGCCGCCUCGACUCCGCCCAGCUCUUAACCGCGCUCAGUCUGACCUCGCCAAGCUCUAAACCUCGCCCAGCUCAAAACCCGCGCUCAGUCUGACCUCACCCAGCUCCAAACUGCGCUCAGUCUGACCUCGCCAACCUCUAAACCUCGCCCAGCUCAAAACCGCGCUCAGUCUGAUCUCACCCAGCUUGAAGCCGCGCUCAGUCUGACCUCACCCAGCUCUAAACGACCUGACCCAGCUCCAAGCCGCGCUCAGUCUGGACCUCAUCCAGCUCGAAACCGCGUUCAGUCUGACUUCACCCAGCUCUAAACCGCGCUCAGUCUGACCUCGCCUAGCUCUUAACCGUGCUCAGUCUGACCUGACCCAGCUCUGAGUCGCGCUCGCCUGAAACUCACCUCUGAGCCGCGCUGAGUCGGAGCUCGCCCCUCCCAGCUCUAAGCGCACCCAGGCAGGUCUUACCCAGCUCUGAACGGUGCCGAGCAAGCACCUCGGAUGGAACUGGCCCGCUCCAGACCGUGUUGGACCAUGGACCAUGCGCAUCUCUGAGUCGUGCUCCGCAGGACAUUACCCAGCUCUGAGCCGCGCUCGGUCCAGCUCAGCGAACCAGCCGUGUACCCGCGCGUGGCGGAGUCAGCCGCGUCAGCCCCUCUGUCUGCGUGUGCUGGUGCGCGGCGGCCGCUGAGCGCGGCGGCGAGUCCGGACGCGGCGGGAGCUGGGCGCGGGGCGCCGUUCACUGCCACCAGGCGGCAGCACCUGCCUCGCCCGACGUUCAGCACUGGAUGUGCUGUCACGUCCUGUGGUGGCCUGUUCCAUAUUGGUAUCGGCUGUUCGAAUUCCGUCAUCACUAUUGUGUGUUUCUAUAUGUGCCCGGCCGGACUGCUCUGUCCCAGGCAGCGUGUCAUUGUUGGAAUACA